UAAUAUAUAUUUGUUAUGUGCAACUAGAUAACAAUAAAGAUAACCAAUUAAAUAAUCCCACAUUUCUAAUAUAAGCGCAUGCGUAAGGGAUCCACGUUCGAUUAUAUACUAUAUAUAUACUAUAUAUUACAUUUCAUUCUGGCAGAAUAUACCUUAGUCUUCAUCUGGUUAAUUUCUGAAUAAAAAUAUUUUUUUAUUAACAAUGAAAUUGCUUUUAUUAGUGGGAGUAGUGGUAGCGAUGUUUUGUACAACUGGUAACGCUGAUAAUACGAAAGGCCCAAAAGUUACAGAUAAAGUAUGGUUUGAUAUUAAUAUUGAUGGUAAAUAUGAAGGAAGAAUUGAAAUUGGACUUUUUGGAAAAACAGUUCCAAAAACAGUUGAAAAUUUCAUUGAAUUAUCUAAAAAACCUCAAGGAGAAGGAUAUAAGGGUAGUAAAUUUCAUAGAGUCAUUAGUGAGUUUAUGAUCCAAGGAGGAGAUUUUACAAAAGGAGAUGGAACUGGAGGACAUAGUAUUUAUGGCAGUCGUUUUAAAGAUGAAAACUUCAAAUUGAAUCAUUAUGGUGCUGGAUGGUUAUCUAUGGCAAAUGCUGGAAAAGAUACUAAUGGUUCUCAGUUUUUUAUUACUGUAAAACAAACUCCAUGGCUUGAUGGUAGACAUGUUGUAUUUGGCAAAGUAAUUAAAGGAAUGGAUGUAGUAAGAAAAAUUGAAAAAGUAAAUACUGAUACACGUGAUAGACCAAUAAAAGAUGUUGUAAUUGCCGAUUGUGGUGCAGAAGUAGUAGCAAAUCCUUUCAGUGUAUCAAAAGAAGAUGCUACGGAUUAAAUAUAUUUUCAUUUUUAUAUAUAAUAAUAAAAACUAAUAAUUUUUAACUACCAUAUGCUAA
Apis florea (little honeybee) is the source of this 884-nucleotide messenger RNA. RefSeq names its product peptidylprolyl isomerase B (cyclophilin B) (gene Ppib). The record is from RefSeq and is a predicted model, not a curated record. Gene Ontology annotation, cellular component: intracellular membrane-bounded organelle; cytoplasm. Gene Ontology annotation, molecular function: peptidyl-prolyl cis-trans isomerase activity; cyclosporin A binding. Gene Ontology annotation, biological process: protein folding; protein peptidyl-prolyl isomerization. NCBI's taxonomy places the organism in Eukaryota, Metazoa, Arthropoda, Insecta, Hymenoptera, Apidae.